Arachis stenosperma is the source of this 1077-nucleotide messenger RNA. RefSeq lists its product as uncharacterized. Bases 1 to 1077 code for a protein of 358 amino acids. Lineage: Eukaryota; Viridiplantae; Streptophyta; Magnoliopsida; Fabales; Fabaceae. The record is from RefSeq and is a predicted model, not a curated record. The transcript has 2 exons.
AUGUCUCAAGACCACGCUCAACUCGAUAGCAAUGUCAUCUGCCAGCACAUAUUCCCGAUGGUGCAUGCCAAUGCGACAAUUUGUGUGAAGGUGUUGCAAGGAUCAGUAGAGUCAGCGUAUGGUUACAAGGUGUCAUACAAGAAGUUUUGGCACGCGAAGCAGAAGGCAAUCGCAAGGAUCUAUGGCGAUUGGGACGAAUCAUAUAACCAGCUGCGUAGAUACCUAAAUGCUCUGCAGGCUUUUGUCCCAGGCACAAUUGUUGACCUCCAAACGCGGCCGUACUAUGUCGGGAACACACUAGACCGUGAUAGUGUCAUGUUUCACCAGGUAUUCUGGUCGUUCCCUUCAUGUAUUGAAGCUUUCAGGCAUUGUAAACCGCUGGUGUCAGUUGAUGGAACACACCUGUACGGUAAGUACGCAGACACCCUUCUGAUGGGCAUAGCACAGGACGGCAAUAACAAUAUUCUACCCGUCGCUUUCGCACUUGUAGAAAGAGAGAACACCGAUUCGUGGUACUUCUUUCUCACCAACUUGAGGAGGCAUGUCGCAACUAGGCCAGGAGUUCUGCUAAUAUCCGAUAGGCAUGCGGCAAUAAAGGCCGCAUUGGAACGUGAGAGGUGUGGCUGGGAACACAAUGUGUACUGUGUACGGCAUAUUGCCUCUAACUUCGCAACCAGUUUCAAGAGUAAGGAAGCCAAAAGACACCUAGUGAAUGCUGCAUAUUCGAAGACGCAAGAACAGUCGCAGUACUACCUGGAGCUAAUCAGCAGUGAGGAUCCAGUGACAUCUCCGCAUAUGAUGGAAUGGAUCCGAGGCUUAGAGCCACUGAAGUGGCUGCAGCACCUUGAUGAGGGCCGACGAUAUGGUCACACGACGACCAAUCUUUCUGAGUGUAUCAACUCCGUCCUCAAGGGCACUAAAAAUCUACCAGUCUGUGCAAUUGUGAAGUCUACUUACCAUCGCCUGAAUGAGUUAUUUGUCCUCAAGAGUCGGCAAGCACAAUGUGUGGAAUACCAUCAAGGGUCGGCAAGCACAACAUGUGGAAUACCACCUGUUGAACAACAACAAACUAAAUAA